Messenger RNA from Parascedosporium putredinis, 726 nucleotides. The record is from the annotation of a GenBank genome assembly. Lineage: Eukaryota; Fungi; Ascomycota; Sordariomycetes; Microascales; Microascaceae.
AUGGCGGCAAUGCUCGAGUUCCGGACGCAGGGUUAUAAUCCCUAUGCGGUCAAGUACUCGCCUUACUACGAUAAUAAAAUCGCAGUCGCGACAUUUGACACGAACGAUGCGCAAUACGAUAUCGCAUGGUCAGAAAUCAACGAGAGACAGCUAGUGGCGGCGUGCGGCGAUGGCUCCAUCAAGCUCUUCGAUAUUGGGCUGCGAAUAUUCGACCUCCGUACGCCUGUGACGGCCAAGUACCACUUGACCGCUGCCGUCCCGGUUCAUGCGCCACCCCAAGGCUUGCCCGGCCAUGUACCUGCAGUCGGGCCUGGCGAGGUGCUGACACACGACUGGAACAAGUACAACCACUCGCUGAUCGCGACGGGAGGGGUUGACAAACUCGUGCGGACCUUUGACAUCCGGAACCCUACCGGAGGACCCGUCUCUUUAAUGGAGGGACACGGUUAUGCCGUGAGGCGAGUGGCGUGGAGUCCCCAUGAAAGCGAUGUGCUGAUAUCGGCAAGCUACGAUAUGACGGUGCGGGUAUGGACGGACGGAUCCAAGUAUCCGAGGGACCCCAGCAGCCCGGUGUUGAGAGGAAAGCAGAUUGGCCUCAUGAACCGGCACACCGAGUUUGCGACGGGAGUGGAUUGGUGUCUGUUCGGAGAAGGAUGGGUGGCAUCCGUUGGCUGGGACGAGAGGGUGAUGCUUUGGGAUGCCAAACCCUUUUUCAACAACAGGUAA